UUUUCAUUACAAAAUCAAUUGAUAUUCACGUAGGCUAAAUAAAAAGGAAAAAGAAAAACACCUACUGUCCUCCCAACCCAAAGACAACCACUGUUCUUAGCCUGAAAUAUUGUUCACAGAAAACAAGAUUACCUUUUUACCCCAAAAGAUGAAACCAACUGGGUUACUUUCAAAAGACAACCAAGUGAGCACUGCAGACUGAUGAGCAGAAUCAGUAAGAACGUGAUUUUGGUGCUUUUAACUUUGACAAGUUCUGCAUUUCUGCUAUUUCAGUUGUACUACUACAAGCACUAUUUGUCAACGAAGAAUGGAUCUGGUUUAUCAAAAUCCAAAGGAAGCCAAAUUGGAUUUGACAGAACACAGUGGCGUGCAGUUAAAAAAUUUAUUAUGCUAACAUCCAGUCAAAAUGUACCCGUGUUCCUUAUUGAUCCUUUGAUUCUGGAAUUGAUUAAUAAAAACUUUGAACAAGUCAAGAAUACUUCUCAUGCCUCCUCCACUUCAGAAUGCAAGUUUUUCUGUGUUCCAAGAGACUUUACUACAUUUGCACUACAGUAUCAACUAUGGAAGAAUGAGGAAGGCUGGUUUCGGAUAGCUGAAAAUAUGGGAUUUCAGUGCCUAAAGAUCGAGAGCAAGGACCCCCGGCUGGAUUGGAUAGACUCACUUUCUGGAACUGAAAUUCCCCUGCACUACAUCUGCAAAUUGGCCAGUCAUGCCAUCCACUUGGUGGUCUUUCAUGAGAGGAGCGGCAACUAUCUCUGGCAUGGCCAUCUACGGCUGAAAGGACACAUCGACAGGAAGUUUGUUCCUUUUCGAAAGUUACAGUUUGGUCGUUAUCCUGGAGCUUUUGACAGGCCAGAGUUACAACAAAUUACUGUUGAUGGAUUAGAUGUUCUCAUUCCAAAAGAUCCAAUGCACUUUCUAGAAGAAAUACCACACUCUAGAUUUAUUGAGUGUAGGUAUAAAGAAGCUCGAGCAUUCUUUCAGCAAUACCUUGAUGAUAACACUGUGGAAGCUAUGACCUUUCGGAAGCAUGCAAAGGAAUUGUUGCAACUAGCAGCCGAAACAUUAAAGAAGUUGGGAGUACGGUUCUGGCUGAGCAGUGGAACUUGUCUAGGAUGGUAUCGGCAAUGCAGCAUUAUUCCGUAUAGUAAAGAUGUUGACCUAGGAAUUUUUAUACAGGAUUACAAAUCUGAUAUUAUUUCAGCAUUUCAAGAUGCAGGACUCCCACUCAAACACAAAUUUGGGAAGGUAGAAGACAGCUUGGAAUUGUCUUUCCAAGGAAAAGAUGAUGUAAAACUUGACAUUUUUUUCUUCUAUGAAGAGACUGACCAUAUGUGGAAUGGAGGCACUCAGGCCAAAACAGGAAAAAAGUUUAAAUACCUGUUUCCCAAGUUUACACUGUGCUGGACUGAGUUUGUAGACACAAAGUUUCGUGUGCCCUGUGAAACUGUUGAAUACAUUGAAGCCAACUAUGGUAAGACCUGGAAGAUUCCUAUAAAGACAUGGGACUGGAAGCGUUCUCCCCCCAACGUGUGGCCCAAUGGAGUCUGGCCUAUUUCUGAGUGGGAUGAAGUUAUCCAAUUGUACUGAGAUAGUAGGUCAAAAUGGUAUUAAUAGAAUUCCCCCCCUGCACAAAAGGGAGAUGACUGUUUAAAAAAAGAUACAUGUCAAACAUAAGUAGGAACCAAAGAAAUAUGAGAAGUUUGAAGAUACAGAGAGUCCUAACUCCUGAGCCAUCUGCUAUAAUUCUCUCAUCUGAUAUUUAUUAGAGUCUCCAUGUGCCAAGUGCAAUGCUAGGUUACAGUGGAGAGGCAGAAAUGAGUGAGACAGAUGUCUGCCUCUUUCUCCCCUCCCUUUGGUAAGCAACCCAGUUCCUUUGAGGGAAACCCCCUCACUCUUUGAAGAAUGUUCCUUUUAUAGAAUAUGAUAUGUUCUAUAAGUGCUUUCAGAAAGUUCAAUGUUUGUAUUGGAAGGUGGGCUUACCAGGUGCAACUAAGGAAGGGUAUACACCAGUAAAAAGGAAUAACUCCUUUAAGCCUGUAUAUUAGGGCUACUUUUAGGGUUGUGGAGGCUGAGUUAAUAAUCAAGUGGUCAGAUUUCAGGUGAUGUCAAGAAAAGAUGUGAGGCAGUACCUUUUACAAGCAACCUGGUGUGGAAUUGAUUUAGAGCACAGGGCAUCAUAUAAGAAAAUGACAGUUUAUUUCUAGUCUUGUCAAAGAUAUGUAAAUUUCCAUACACCUUCUAUUUUCAUAUUUGAAGUGAAAAGAAAGCUUAUGUGUGUGUGAUGCUUCAAUUUAUGGCCAUUGUGAGAAUAUUUUCAUUGACCUGAUGGUACUUGUUUGACAAAUCAUUCAAGUGAGACUAUGCUACCAGACAUGAUUUCUAAAGGGCUAUGAUUUCAUAAAACUUAUUUUCCUUAUUUCAUUCUCAAUCAGUAGGUAAAAUAUGAGUGAUUCAUGGUCACUUAAUAUUUUCUGAAUUUAUAAUCCUUAUAAAUCCCAAUUUAAAUGUUAACCCUAAAAUAUUAAUAGAAAUACCUCUACUUUUUCUAAAUGUACUCCUCACUGUAUUUAUUCAUCAAUUACAGUUCCAUAUCUUUCACUUAUGGCCUAUGAACCAAUUUCCAUGAUAUGUAAGCCUGCCUGUUCCCCUCCUCUUCCAACACUACAUUAGGACUCCAAAAUGCACAUAAGUGGCAAACCUGGCAGCUUGCCCACCUGAGAUCAUCGAGUUUGUAAAGUUUGUAUCCAUUCCCAGUUGUCCUAUCUAUUGAACAUUGCGGGCGAGGGCAAGAACUGAGACAUCCCUGCUUUAUCAUGUACCGCCCACUCUGAAACCCUUGGUUUCUUCUCCCUUGAAGAUACAUCUCUGAGUGGCCUGAGAUGGCUGUGUCUCCCCAUCUCUUCAUGAGUCACUUUGAUUGCAUAUUCUCGGUGGCAGGUAAAGGGAUAUCAGGCACCGGAAGCAUGCUGUUUUUUCUUUGUCCAGGAUAGGAAGCCAUCUUAUAUUUUAUCUAGGCUGCUUAGGGCUACUUUCUGGACCAAACUGGCAGAUUUUCCUCUAAAACUAAAGAAUAAUAGUCAUAUCAUAGAUGGAAACCAGAAGACAGAAUGGGCUGAAAGUUUUCCUAAAGCAAAGUUGAGGAAAGCCACAACCUAUGACCACACCACUCCAAAUUAAAAAAUAACAAAAACUUUUUUUGAUACAUAAUAACCAGUGUUCUUCCUCUCUUAGGAUGAACUUUCAGUGCAUUGUCAUUGGGUCUACUCAUAAAUAACAUAAUUAAGUUUUUAGGGUUACCAGUAAACUUGUCCCCAGAUGACAGGUGAUUGUAAUCAGCUUUCUCUUUGCUAGAGAAUCAGCCCAUAGAAAUUAUACCCAAAUUCUAAAUAGCUGAACCUUAACUUCUCUUUUUCAUGAUCGAAAAAUUUUAACAGGUGUUAUUAGUGUUCCUGGGCAAAAUCCACCUUGUUUAGUGAGAAACGUUAGUGAGAAGCACAAACUUAACUUCUAGAAGUGCAUACACAACACAUUUCUACCCAUUUCAGGUUGGGUUUCCCGCUGUUCACUAGGGUAGGAAGGUCUUACCCACUCUCUGUAUAGGUUAUUUCUUUUUAUCUGUCCCUGAAGGGUUCAGAAUCGAAACUAUCUUGUCCACAUUGAUAGAGGUUCCAUAUCUAUUCCCCUGUACACAACUGGCUGCUCAAAUACCUUUUUUUUUUACUGCCUUCUGGUUUCACAGGCUUUAGAUCUUGGAUCCUACCCUAAGUUGGCAGAAUGCAAGGCCUUCCCUAAACUCUGAAGGCCAGGGUUGCUCUGAUACAGAUUGUUAUACUUCAUUCCGUGCUUCUUAACCAUUGCACUCUGCUAAGUGACCAGAAACCUUGGAUCCACUAAUCAGCACCUCCUCAGAUCACUUUUCUUUCCUCACCUGCGUAUUCCAACAGUAAUUUUCCUAAUCUGACCAUUUCCGUGUACAGUUUGCCUGGCUUACCAGGAGAAAACCUCUUGUGUUAACUUGGUAGAAGUUAUACAUCCAUGGAUGUCCCCAGAGAGGUCCUGAGAGUCAAGAUUGACAGUCUCUCACUUGACAACCAGGUGGCCACUCGUUCCUUCUCUAAGCGGGGAGCUCAUGUCCUUCUCUCCUCUACUGCAACUGCUGACGUCAGGAUCCAGGAAUAAAAUCUCAGUUCUCCAGAUGGAGCCAUCCUGAGAAGCUGAGCAGUGGGACAAACCCUGAAAUAUGACCACUAGAUGGCAGAAUGCGUGCCACCAUUCCCUCAAACACGUUAACACUCGUGAAAAUCAGCCAGCACUUGAAUUUUAAGAGGCAGAGGGAGCCUCACUGCAACAUUUGUUUUAACCCUUUUAUUUUAUAGCUGAAUAAAUAAACAUAGAAAGGAGUGAUCUGAGCAAGAAACAGUUGGGUCUCUUAACUCAAGAGUGCUGUGACUCCCGGUAUAUGCCUGUUUCACUGAUCACAGCACAGCGUCUUUUUUUUUUUUUUUAAUUAAAAAAAUUUUUUUGGUUGUGUCAGGAAGAUCUGCUGGAGAAGGGA
Odocoileus virginianus texanus is the source of this 4558-nucleotide messenger RNA. NCBI's taxonomy places the organism in Eukaryota, Metazoa, Chordata, Mammalia, Artiodactyla, Cervidae. The record is from RefSeq and is a predicted model, not a curated record.